Molecule: messenger RNA, 480 nt
Organism: Drosophila rhopaloa
Lineage: Eukaryota; Metazoa; Arthropoda; Insecta; Diptera; Drosophilidae
Product: protein dpy-30 homolog
Exons: 1
Coding region: 54-401 (115 amino acids)
Source: RefSeq, a predicted model, not a curated record
UUCUCUUCCAAAUAUAAUAUUAUUUCAUUUCCUGACCAAACCAGACCUUUAAAAUGUCAACCAAACGAAAAGUUAGUCCUCGCAAGAAAAGCAAGACAAGCGUGGAUAAGUCGAAAAAGAAUCCCUCUGCCAUUAGAUCGAUUCUGUGUCCGGAUGUCGUUAAGCCCAUGAAGGAAACCAAGCCAGAGGGAACCGAGGUCAAGGAAUGUCCCCGAGCUGGGAGCUAUAAGUCCUCAGCCGACCAACGAAUCUAUCUCGAACAGGAGGUGAUACCCAUUCUGACGGAGGGUAUGCUGGGAUUAGCACGCGAAAUGCCCCGCGAUCCCAUCGGAUAUCUGGAGAAGUUCUGGCUUUACAACAAGCACAAGUGUGACAUCAAGCUGCCACAGAAUAUACUCUGAUCGAUAUCUAGUGUAACCCAAUCAAAUUUAAAAUUAUCCGAUGAUUAAAUGUUUCUGGUUCGACGUUUAGUUUAAUCAA